Messenger RNA from Epinephelus lanceolatus (giant grouper), 412 nucleotides. NCBI's taxonomy places the organism in Eukaryota, Metazoa, Chordata, Actinopteri, Perciformes, Serranidae. The record is from RefSeq and is a predicted model, not a curated record.
UGCUCAGAAGUAUCGAGCUGAAGGCGGUGGCAGCUGUCAAUGUCCUGCUGUACUCUGGUGGUGAGGAGCUCCAGGUUCGUGGGCCUAUUCAAAUCAGCCUGCCCCUGGGACACAGCACGCACCUCAGGGCCUCUGACACUGUGCCAGCCUGGGCCUUUAACCUGAAGACUGGUGCCUGGGAGAAUCAGGGACUGGGAAUAGUGAAAAGAGUUGGCAACGAGCUGGUUUGGACAUACACUGCUUCCCAUCUGGGCUACUGGAUCGCUGCCCCCCUUCCCUCAUCAAAUGAUUACCUGGCACAUGGAAACUCCAUUGAUUUCAUAUCAUACCACACCUACCUGUUGAUGGGAAUACUGGGAGCAACGCUGGCAAUAGUGAUUGGAUUUCUUUCCUUGCUGCUAUGUCACUGCGG